CAGAGCCACACACUUCACUCGAAACAUUCACUACGAAAGGAACAAUCCAAACUACCAAUAUUGACUCCACCGACACAGUAAGUUCUUCUACCGAUAGUGGUUUAUCCUCAGGGGUACCCUCAACAUUCCCCCAAAUGACCACACGUUUUACGGACACAACUCAAAUUGACUCCGUGUCAACAGACUCAGAUUCAACAGAAUCUAAAAUAUCAUCCAAACCACAAACCACUGCAACGGGCGGAUCUACAACCCCUUAUUGUCAAGAAGAAAUCUAUGGCGAUGAUUGUAAUUAUGGACAAAACCUCACAACUCCUGAUGUUGAUUAUUCUGCAAUACCUACACGAAAAGCAAAUAUUACUUUGGAUAUCAAGAUCACGUUUUUGGAUGCAUAUAACGAUUUGCUUUCAAAUGCCUCAAUAGAUUUCAUCAAAAAGUUGCAAAUGGAGCUUGAAGUACUUUGCGCCGAAGUUCCACACUUUCAAAAAGUAGUAGUCAUCAACUUACUAGAAGGAAGCGUUAUCGACUCAAGCCGAAGGAAGGAGCGCUCCCUGCAGAGUGAACCAAAAUUCCAGUUAUUCAAAAAGUUCAUCAUGAAGUUGAAAGAUCUGCUGACAAAAGCGGACGUCACAGAGUUGCGGCCAAGAAGCGUUUUGGCCACGAGCCGAGCUGAGUACGUUUAUCAGAACAAUGCCACGCAGAUCCAGUGGCUCAAUGAUCAGCUCGAAGGCGAGUUGGUGCGAAUCUUCAACGAGGACGACAACAUCCAGCAGAUCUCUGAAGCAUUCAGUGCCAGUGUACUCUUCAAGAAAGUCUCCUCUCCGGUUCCACAGAUUAUGAGUAUCAUGGAUCUCCAGCCCUUUAUCAACUGCUCAUUUAAUAAUUACACCGCUGAGGUGAUUGACGGUCGGUGGCAGUGCGUGGGACCCUGCAUGAAGGAGCUGGACUAUUGCAAUGGACAUGGUCAAUGCCUCAAUGAUAUUAACGUAGGAGCAGUGUGCAACUGCUAUUCAUCAAAAAUAAGCAAGUACUUUGGGCCUCGAUGCCAACACUUCCGCUGGGGUCCAGCCUUCUAUGGAGCUCUUUUCGGAUCGAUAGCGGCGGCCCUGCUAAUGGCCGCAGUAGUCGCCAUCGUCGUCUUCCUGGUUAAACAAAGACGUUGUGGCUCUUGGAAUAGAGCCGUUUCAACCGGAUUUCUAGAUUUUGAUGAAGACUACUUUGACUUCACCGGCACAGGACGUUACAAUUUGGGACUUGCAGGCAGUUACACAGCAGAGCGCUUCCGGCCAUAUCUAGAAAACAUUGAUACAUAAAUACAGGUGACAACAAAACGGCUCAAAGUGUCAAAUGUUACUGAUGAAGACAAAGUAAAGGCUAAAACAGUCGAUCAAUAUAUAAAUUUGAGCUAUGUCUUCAGAUUGUUGUGAUUCUCUUUGUUGUUUUUUUUUUUUAAAUGUGCAAUAAAUGUUCUUUUCCCCCAAUAUUUACUUUGUGCAAUAUUUUUUUAGAGAUGGGACUUUAACAGAUUAAUUACAACUAAUUUGUGAGGAAAAAAAAUGAACGAGUUAUCAUAAUAAUAAUAAUAAUAAUUGCAGGUUACGUUCCCAACACAGAACCUUUGCAUU
This is a messenger RNA of Corythoichthys intestinalis (scribbled pipefish), 1622 nucleotides long. RefSeq lists its product as uncharacterized. NCBI's taxonomy places the organism in Eukaryota, Metazoa, Chordata, Actinopteri, Syngnathiformes, Syngnathidae. The transcript is spliced from 11 exons. The record is from RefSeq and is a predicted model, not a curated record. Bases 135 to 1310 code for a protein of 391 amino acids.